AUGUACUCUCCUGUGCAGUGGGGCUCUCUCAUCGGCGUGUUCUUGCCCCUUAUCUUCUGGGCAUUCAGCAAGCAAUUCCCCAAGAUCGCCUGGCUCAAGCUUGUUCACUGGCCCGUCUUGCUCACCGCCACAUCCUGCAUGCCUCCCGCACUGCCUUAUUUCUUCAGCAACGGCCUUUUUGUCGGCUUCAUCUUUGCGUAUCUGCUGAGACGCUACCGCUACCGCUGGUGGUCGCGGUACAUCUAUCUGACGAGCAGCGCACUUGACACCGGCGUCGCGCUUGCAGGCAUGGUGAUAUUUUUCGGGAUCCAGUCAUGGGGUGGCCGGAUGCCUCACUGGUGGGGAAAUCCUGACAUUGAGAACGGCGACGUAAACGCCCGGGCAUGGGAUCAUUGCGGACUCUCUGCAGCCAGCUUUUCUUAG
This is a messenger RNA of Gamsiella multidivaricata, 423 nucleotides long. Its product is annotated as OPT oligopeptide transporter protein-domain-containing protein. The record is from RefSeq and is a predicted model, not a curated record. Gene Ontology annotation, biological process: transmembrane transport. The transcript has a single exon. Gene Ontology annotation, molecular function: oligopeptide transmembrane transporter activity. The coding region runs from base 1 to 423 and encodes 140 amino acids. NCBI's taxonomy places the organism in Eukaryota, Fungi, Mortierellomycota, Mortierellomycetes, Mortierellales, Mortierellaceae.